CAAAUCGAGUGGCUCUUAGUUGAUCUGCAGUGCACUUUUCGGUCGCUUCCCCAUGAAGGUUUCCCACUUUUUCUCUCCCCUUCUCCUGGCAGCGGUUCUCCACGGUGGGGCGGCUCAUGCAGCCACGAGCCAGAAGGUGGCGUGUGCGUGUCAAGGCCUGCCUUCAGUCGUCUACCCCAAGGACGACAGCUAUCCGAAUCUGACGACUGCUUAUUGGGAUGUCCGGGCGAACCUCUCUCCCUCCUGCAUUUUUCUGCCCCAGUCGGCCGACGAUGUGGCAUCUGCGCUCAGGACAUUGCACGAAUGCGAUUCUACAUUUGCCAUCCGAGGCGGAGGGCACAUGAACUUUCCAGGCUCCAAUGGCAUCGAAGAAGGCGUACUCGUUUCACUCGAACACAUGAAUGCGAUAUCGUACAACGAGCGAACCAAGACGGUCAACGUGGCACCGGGCGCACGGUGGGUCGACGUCUACACUUCGCUCGAUCGUGUGGGGCGCUACACGAUUGGAGGACGUCUCAAGACGAUCGGCGUACCCGGACUGACGCUCAUUGGGGGCUACCACUACUUUAUAAACAAGUAUGGCUUCACGAUGGACAACGUCGUCAGCUACGAGGCUGUGCUCGGAAACGGCACCAAGGUUGUCGCCAGCCGCACGAGCCAUCCGGAUCUAUUCUGGGGACUGAAGGGGAGCGCCAAUAAUCUCGCUCUUGUCACCAACUUUGAGUUCUCAACCUACCCCAUCGCCCGUCUUUCGACUACCAUUCAGACUUUUGCAGACGACGAGAUCGAGAACUUUCUCGACGCAACCGUGGACUUUCUAAAGAAGAGCGACUCCAGCGUUGGCGCAGGCGGCAUCUUUACAAUCUCGCUCAACAGCUCGACUGGACUGUUCUCCGCCUCGCUCCUCGGCGCACAGGAGGGCACCAGCUCGCCCCCAUCGAAGUUCGGCAGCUUCUCCCGGCUCAACGCGACGCUACGACGGAACGCGGUCCUGAGACCUGUUGAGUGGCACUCGCAGUUUGACACGCCGUUCCAAGCGCAGCGCAUCCAAUUUGUAUCGCACACGAUGAAGCCCAGCAAAACGCAGCUGCGUUACCUCUACAGAGAGUGGAGAAAGGCUAUUCUCGACAUCGGAGACGUUCAGGGUCUCUAUGGCACUUUUGUCGUCAAUCUGACGCCGAAGAGUGCGAUUGCAGUCGGCAAGCGCAAUGGGGUUGGCAACCUGUGGGAGGACGCUUUGGACGAGGAGGAUCUGCUCAUUUGGCAGUUUGCCACCUCAUGGGCCGCGGCAUCCGACGAUCUCCGUAUGUCGGCCUGGUCGGAGACGCUCGCUGCUCGGCUCCACGCGGAGAACAGAGCCAAGGACUUGGCACACCCACUGCUAUACAUGGGCGACGCCGGUGAAUUCCAGAACCCGUUCCAGACUUUUUUCUCGGCCAAUACCCUCCGGCGGCUUCGGAAAAUUCGCAAAGAGUACGACCCGGUGUUGGUCUUCACCCGCAAUGUCUGGGGAGGCUUCAAGAUGGGUUUCUGAGCGCGUCUACUCUUUUGCUGUACGGUAUCUUCUGCCUCUUAGAAUCUCGCGUAAAGCAGCGAUGCUUACGACAUCCAUCGGGUCAUCAACUAAUCCCUCAAAGCUUUCACGAGCUUUUGGGCUUUGCUCUCUUCUGUCCCGCCUCGAAGGUGACCUGUGCUAUCUUCUUUCCUUUGAACAUCGGCUGGAAUGUCCAUUAUGAGAG
This is a messenger RNA of Acaromyces ingoldii, 1739 nucleotides long. Its product is annotated as FAD binding domain protein. Lineage: Eukaryota; Fungi; Basidiomycota; Exobasidiomycetes; Exobasidiales; Cryptobasidiaceae. Gene Ontology annotation, molecular function: FAD binding. Bases 53 to 1534 code for a protein of 493 amino acids. The transcript is spliced from 2 exons. The record is from RefSeq and is a predicted model, not a curated record.